AUGAUUGAAACACAACAACAUUCACCUCAGCCUCUUUCCAUGUCAUCACCACCACACCAGCAACAACUCUCCUCAAGAGUGACAAAACGUCGACGCAAUCGUGAAACUCCACCUCGACCGCUAAACUCCUUCAUGAUCUAUCGACGAGAAUAUCAGAAACGGAUCAAGGAAGAGAAUCCCAAUAUUCUAUUAUCUGAACUAUCGAGGAUCUCAAAAUCCGCUGCAGAUCGAUGGGCGAAUGAAUCGCAACAAGUAAAACAGCUAUACGCGGAGAAAGCAAAAGCCGAGAAAGAAGCGCACAUGAAAUUAUACCCAAAUUACGUGUAUUGUCCACGAAGACCCUCGCGAACUAAACCACGAAAGAAAUCAGCGUCCAUUUCGGGUUCCGAGAGUUCUUCCGAAAAAAUCGAGAGUUUUGACAACCCUCGCAUUUGUUUUCAAUCUAUCAUUGUCAAUAUUUCCAUUCUCUCUCCUAAAUAA
This is a messenger RNA of Ambispora leptoticha, 480 nucleotides long. NCBI's taxonomy places the organism in Eukaryota, Fungi, Glomeromycota, Glomeromycetes, Archaeosporales, Ambisporaceae. The record is from the annotation of a GenBank genome assembly.